AUGAUACUGCGACGGCUGAGCGCUCUGCUCUUUUUGCUCAUCGUCGUCCCACUGGAACUGGUAAGGGCCCAGCGCCGGGUCAACAGGACGAUAGACGACCAGCUGGGUGACUCUGAAACGGGAGCUCGACCCCGCUAUGUACCUCGUCGUCCUGGGCCUGGCUGGAAUAACGAGACCUGUCUAGGCUGUGCCGUUCAGCCAGACCGCUCGCGCGUUUUUCGGGGAACGUAUAGCGAAACUACGUGGCAUAUUGGGGAGGGUCUCAGGAGCGUUGAGAUGUCCUUUGACGGCAUUGCUAUAUGGGUGUUCUUCAUCCUUGCCAAUGCCGACGAUCAGGGACCCUUGGUGACCACCGCAACAGAUGAUUUACAAACACACACCCGACCUCACGACCCAAGCAAUACUUUAUGCGUAUUUUCUCGAACCAACCUGCCUGCGGGGGACCAUACACUUCGGAUAGUGGCGACUAGUCCUGACAUCGAUGUCUAUGUCAACUUUGACUAUGCGAUCUAUACACAUCUGGAGGAUGGCCCGAUACAGCAGUCAAGUCAGUCUCUUCCAGAACCGACGUCAACUGACGAUCCAACCCGUCCACUCCCUUCUGUUUCCAAUGAGCCAAGCAACACUCCCUCACCGUCAGCAUCAACACCGUCAGCAUCAACUCCUUCCGAGUCAUCACCAACAUCAACUCCGUCACCGCCAACACCAACUCACUCACUUUCAACAUCAACAAACGGCCAAACUGACGGCCCAGCCCUUCCUGGCCCUUCCGCCGAGUCCAAUGUGUCAAGCGACAGUGCAUCACGUUCAACACCGGUUGGGGCCAUCGUUGGAGGAGCUGUUGGCGGAGCAGCAGCUUUAGCUCUGUUUGCCUGUCUUGCUUUGUGUUUCUGCUUGAGGCAGAGGCAGAGGCAGAAGCGUGAAGAAACCAUCGCCGUGACCUUGGUCCCCGAACCGGCUACUUUCAUCUUUCCCUCUUCCCCUGGCGGCCCCAGUUCACAGAAGGGAUUGAAGGGAAGUAUAUUUCCCGCAGGAUCGUCAUCGCCUCAACAAGAGACCACCCGUCGGGAGAGACAACAAGAGUUGCAGCAACAACUUCGGGCGGUAGAGCAGGAUAUGACCCAGCUGGGCCAGGAUUUGAAGAGAGGAACUUCUCUUCGAGUUGGGGAGUCGACGUCGACUGCCCAGGAGGGGGAGGCAGCGUUGGAGGAGAUGAGGAGGCAGAUGGACCUGAUGCAGCAAGAGAUCAACUUUUUAAGGCGAAAUCGGGUGGAGGAAUUGACGGAUGAUCCACCUCCCGGUUACAGUCCGCGUUGA
Messenger RNA from Coprinopsis cinerea okayama7#130, 1317 nucleotides. RefSeq lists its product as hypothetical. The transcript has 4 exons. The record is from RefSeq and is a predicted model, not a curated record. NCBI's taxonomy places the organism in Eukaryota, Fungi, Basidiomycota, Agaricomycetes, Agaricales, Psathyrellaceae. Bases 1 to 1317 code for a protein of 438 amino acids.